Molecule: messenger RNA, 753 nt
Organism: Saprolegnia parasitica CBS 223.65
Lineage: Eukaryota; Oomycota; Saprolegniomycetes; Saprolegniales; Saprolegniaceae
Exons: 1
Coding region: 1-753 (250 amino acids)
Molecular function (GO): heme binding; oxygen binding
Source: RefSeq, a predicted model, not a curated record
AUGGGCGCAUUCUUCUCGGGGCCGUCGUACAAGUACAAAGUCGACGUGGACGGCAACGGCAAACUCGUGCUGGCGCGGGGCCACAUCAAACUGCUAAAAAAAUACGCGCCCAAUUUCACAGCCACGCGCGCGCCGACGCCCAAGGACGAAGAGCUCAUGACGCGGUCGUGGGAAGUCGUCAUUGGCGCCAAGUUGCGCGCCGAACUCGAGCGGCGCAAGUUCCAAGUCAACACGGACCCGGACGCACCGCCCGAGUCGUCGGCCGUCGUCCAGUUUUACGAUGUCUUUUUCACAAAUUUGUACACGAUCGACCCGGCGACGCGGCCCGUGUUUCGGAACUCGAUGCACGUGCAAAGCAAGGCGCUGGUCAACAUUGUCGGUGCAAUCCGCCACAUUUUACACUCGGCCGAUGCCACCAAUAACAUUGCGGCCCUGGCGUUGCGCCACAUUCAGUAUGGCGUCAAGCUCGAGUUCUUCGACAGCCUCGGUCUCGCCAUGAUUGAGACGCUGCGGUCGCUCGGCGGCAGUUUCUGGAGCGACGACGUCGGUGACGCGUGGCGCACGGUCAUCGCGUACAUCAUUUGCCUGCUCGUCCCGCCGUACAUGGAAGGCGCCCGCAGCAAAGAGCACAAGCACUUGACAAUGGCCACGUCGCGGUCCCGUGGCAGCGCCUCCCGCGUUGCAGUGGGCGACGCGCAUCCAUCAUUUAUGGCGUCGAUAGCACGCCCCUCGACGACCGAAAUCGUAGGUUAG